Messenger RNA from Cynoglossus semilaevis (tongue sole), 2932 nucleotides. Its product is annotated as myotilin. The transcript is spliced from 10 exons. Gene Ontology annotation, molecular function: cell-cell adhesion mediator activity. Gene Ontology annotation, cellular component: axon; plasma membrane. The coding region runs from base 73 to 1902 and encodes 609 amino acids. Gene Ontology annotation, biological process: dendrite self-avoidance; homophilic cell-cell adhesion; axon guidance. Lineage: Eukaryota; Metazoa; Chordata; Actinopteri; Pleuronectiformes; Cynoglossidae. The record is from RefSeq and is a predicted model, not a curated record.
CCACCACCACCACCACCUCCAGCCAAGCUGUUCACCCCGAGCAAGAUCACUUUCACUUCAGGGGGAGACAACAUGAACCUCUCAGACCUGCCCACCUUCACCCCCACCAACUUCCCCCCCAGUGCCUUCAACUAUGAGCGACCCAGGCAUUUCAUCCAGUCCCAGCCGUCCUUCCAGGCGCCCAGUUACGACAGCGUGGUUCGUGACGCUCAGGAGUACCAGAACGCAGACCCACCGGGUCAGGGCCAGGGCAGGUCCACACCGGGUCACUCGGCCUCUCGGAGUCAGUCUGUGUCAAAGUCCUCGUCACGGUUUGAGUCCAUGAACCAGAUCCAAAGCCAGUUCACGGCUCAGACUGGCCACCAGAACCAGACCAACGGACUGGUCAAGUCUUCUCCUUCUUCUGGUCUCAGCUCUCCUGUCCCCUCCUCCUCCUCCUCCACAUCUGCCCUCUUUACUCCCGUGGUCUGCACCUCCUCGUCCUCAGCACCGCGUACGACCGUGCGUUCGACCAUCACUCUCACCCCCAACGUGCCCAGCGCCACCGGUCUGGGCAGUGCCACCCUGCCGGCCAACCAGGACGGCAUGUCUGCCCCCGCCGCUUACCUCUGCUCCGUGCUGCCCUCCCAAAACGCCUUCCCUUUUUCAUCCUCCAAACUCUCCCCCAACUCCAGCCUUCCUCCUCCCUCUGUGUCCCCCCCCCGCUCCCCUCUGUCUCCAUCCUCCUCCUCUUCCUCCUCCUUCCAACAGCUCAACAGUCAGAACAGAGUACAACCUGCAGUGGUCUCCCUGCCCGCCCACUACAAGGGGUCCCCCAACACCCUCCCUAAACCCAUCCUGAAGAAGUCGGUGGCUCCGCGGCCGUCCUCCUCCCGCUCCACGGACGAAGACAUCCAGGGCUCCAAGGACGCCCUCAUCCAAGACCUGGAGAAGAAGCUGCGCACCAAGGAGGCCCGGAGGAGGAGCACUCAGAAACUGUCGUACGAAGAGCGAAUGGCGCGGAGGCUGCUGGGUCCAGACAACGUCAGCACCGUCUUUGACCAGGACCGUCUUUCAGACUCACAACUGGACCAGCCAGAUUCACCGGAGGGAAAACACACAGGUGGACUGUGGGGGAGACAUCACUCAGGGACAGAUGAGAGAGGUAACGAGGGCUCAGCUAUCCAGGAGAAAUGCUAUGCCCCCCGCUUCCUGCAGAUCCCCCCAGACCUGACUGUGGAGGAGGGGCGCUUCUGUAGGGUUGACUUUGAGGUCGGGGGUCUCCCCACACCAGACGUCUGCUGGUACCUGGAUGGUAAAGCCAUUCGUCCAGACGACUACCAUAAGAUGUUGGUGUGUGAGAAGGGGCUGCACUCCUUCAUCAUAGAGAUCGUCACGGUGCACCACGCCGGCGUGUACGAGUGCGUGGCCAAGAACCGGGCCGGAGAGAGCCGGUUCUCCAUGAGGCUGGACGUCAUCGCCCAGGAGCUUCUCCGUCCUCCCACCUUCGUCCAGAAAAUGUCCAACUCCCGAGCACUAGAGGGCGACACUGUGAGAUUAGAAUGUAAGGUGGACGCCUCCCCUCCACCACAGCUGUUCUGGAAGAAAGAUAAGGACAUGAUGCGCCUCGAUCCCACCAGAAUGAGUCUGUACCAGGACGGUUCAGGACGUCAGUGUCUGUUGAUAGAGAGGGUGCUGAAGUCUGAUGCUGGAUGGUACACGCUCUCUGCCAUCAAUGAAGCUGGCAUGUCCACGUGCAACGCCAGGCUGGAUGUCAGCGCUCGUGCAGGCACUGCCUUGAAAACAGCUCCCCCUGGCUCCAAGACCCUGAAGCUGCUGUCGUCCCUGAGCCACGUUCCGGGUCCGUCCUCAGAGAGCGCCCCUCAGCACACUGCACCACUGUACGAGAGCGCAGAGCUGUAGAUGCUGCGCUAACCCUAGUCAGUCAGCUACAUCUGCUCAGAGGACUGUCAUGUACCUGAGGCUGCUACACACCUGGACGAGGGAGUAGACGACAACAAACAUCACGUCGCUCAGUCUCAGGUGAAGACCGAAGAAAACCUUAAAGAUAAUGAACUCAGAGAAUCCACCCUGAUCCUACAGUGAGAGCCUACAGUGUUCCUGCGAUGGUCCAGUACCUGUAGAGCUGUAGUCUCCUCUCACCCCCCCACCCUCUGUCCCCCAACCCUUCAAGUCCAAGUCAUGAUGGAUAUGAAGCUACAGCACCAGUACCAGUACCAGGGUCCUGUCUGCUCUGGUCCACUGACCAACACUGUUCUCCUCAGUGACUGCACUUUAAACAUAACAAUGAUGGGGGGGGACCCACCCCCCCCCCCACCUCAGUCUGAUGUGUUGAUUCUAAUAUACAGUCUAUGACAGUGAAGUUAUUUAUUUGACAUUAAUUAUUUAAUUUGUCCACGCUGACACUCAUACCACGGCCUGCAGGGGGCAGCAUCCACAGGAUUACCAUAUGUGGGCCUGCAGUUCCAAAUCCAGCCCCUAGGACUGAACACAAAAUCAAACCUGCUUACACAAAAUAUAACAUAUAUAAUAGAAAUACUUAACAAAUCGUCCAGUGAUCAAAUCUGCAGUGCAGACGUUUCUUAUUGGAGAAAAAGCUGCUGACGAUGAUGUUGAGUUAGAAUUGGGUGAAAGUCACAGAGACGAGACGAGAGGAUUGAUUUAAUUAUCUUUGAAUGGAUUGCUGUUAAUUUGAGGCCAAAAGGUUUGUUAACGAAAACCUUAAUUUUGACUGUUUUGCAUGUUUGACCCCUGUGUUUGACCCCUGUGUGACGUGGUCACAGUCAGUGGCCGGACUCUAAUGACCUCAGAUCCACAGGGUUGACUUGUGUUUGUUUGAACAAGUAGGUGAACAGGUAGAUGGUUUGUUUGUUGUGUACGAUGUUCUGCAUAUCACUGGAUGAAUGAGCAAUAAAGUCGGCUUUGAACACAA